Pectinophora gossypiella (pink bollworm) is the source of this 3613-nucleotide messenger RNA. RefSeq names its product T-box transcription factor TBX20-like (gene mid). The transcript has 6 exons. Gene Ontology annotation, molecular function: RNA polymerase II cis-regulatory region sequence-specific DNA binding; DNA-binding transcription factor activity, RNA polymerase II-specific. Gene Ontology annotation, biological process: heart development; cell fate specification; regulation of transcription by RNA polymerase II. The record is from RefSeq and is a predicted model, not a curated record. Bases 313 to 1623 code for a protein of 436 amino acids. Lineage: Eukaryota; Metazoa; Arthropoda; Insecta; Lepidoptera; Gelechiidae. Gene Ontology annotation, cellular component: nucleus.
CUGCCGGCCUCAGUCCGCGCCCGGCCGUCGCACAUGCAUUCGCCUGUGUGCAUACCGCAUCAUUAUUUCACUAUUGACACGCGUUAACCGACAAUUUUAGAAUCCGUCACCGACAUCGAAGUGUUUUUUUUCCUUGACAAGUGCCAAUUUAUGUUUUUAUUUUUUUUCUAAUUUCCAUAAAAAAAUGUUGUCGACGUGAACGUUUCUGGCGUUUUUCUUUUUGAAUGGGACAAGAUGGACAAGCCGAGAUGUGUCGAGUGCGCGCGGUGAGAUGGGCAGCGGGAAUCCGGGGAGACUGAACUGAAGUGUUUGAUGGAUGUGGAAAGCGCGGAGUGCUGGAGAGCGGGCGUGGGAGACAGGAUGGUGGCCGAGGAGGGCAAAACGCGCGCUACGGACUUCUCCAUCGCGGCCAUCAUGGCGCGGAGUGCCGCCGAGCCGCGGAGCCCCGUCGCGCGCUCGCCGCCUCGUACCGGAUCGGUGUCAAGACAGAGUUCUCCAGCUUCCAUCAGUUCAGCGGCAUCCAGCUGUCGCUCCCCGCUGCCUGACGAGGACGUGGAGGUGGACGUGGAGCAGUGCUCCGACGGGGAGCGCGACGACCACACAGCGCCCUCGCCCGCGCCUUCAUCCGAGCUAGGCGAGCGCGACACUCCCUCGCCGGCGCGGCCGCUAGUGCCGGCCACCUCCUGCAACUGCGAGGAACUGCUCUCCGUAGACUGCCAGCUCGAGACCAAGGAGCUGUGGGACAAGUUCCACGACCUCGGCACCGAGAUGAUCAUCACCAAGACUGGCAGACGGAUGUUCCCGACGGUGCGCGUGUCGUUCGCGGGGUGCCGCGCGGAGGCGCGCUACGCCGUGCUGCUGGACGUGGUGCCGGUGGACGGCAAGCGGUAUCGGUACGCGUACCACCGCUCCUCGUGGCUCGUGGCGGGCAAGGCAGACCCGCCCGCGCCCGCGCGCCUCUACCCGCACCCCGACUCGCCCUUCUCCGGGGACCAGCUGCGCAAGCAGGUCGUCUCCUUCGAGAAGGUCAAGCUCACCAACAACGAAAUGGACAAAAAUGGACAGAUUGUGCUGAAUUCAAUGCACCGGUAUCAGCCGCGCAUUCACCUGGUGAAGGUCCGCGAGGGCGCAGGUCCUAUCACGGACCUCUCCCGCGAGCAACACCGCACCUUCGUCUUCCCAGAGACAGUGUUCACGGCCGUCACCGCCUACCAGAACCAGCUUAUCACCAAACUCAAGAUCGACUCUAACCCCUUCGCCAAAGGCUUCAGGGACUCAUCGAGACUCACCGAUUUUGAUAGAGAUCCGAUGGAGCUGAUGUUGAUGGAGCAGCAGCUGCUGCGGUCUCCGCUGCGGCUGUACGCGGGCGGCGCGGGGGGCGCGGCGGAGGAGGAGGCGGAAAAGCGCGCGGCGUGGGCGCGCACCCCGCCGGCGCUGCAGCUGUUGGCGCUGGGCGGCCGUGCGUGGCCCGCUGCCUGGCCGCAGCCGCUGGCGCUGCCGCCGGACCUCUGGCUGCAGAAGCCCCCCGCGCCACUCCGCUACUGCCCAUACCCGCCGCCGGCUCACCCCUCCGCCGCCCCCUCGCGACCAGAUCACUCGCCCUCGCCUCGACAUCCCCAGUGAACGUUCCUCGACGCCUAAAUUAAGAAAACAGUGCUGUGAAGACUCAACGAUUUCGCCGACUUCGAGCGCAUCACUCAGUGAGGCGUUCGUAAAAAUGUGUUCCAUGUACCAAACUGUUAUUUUGUCAAAGGUGAAAUCAAACUUGUGACUGUGACACUUAGCCGAAGUGAGUUUUAAAAUAGUACCUUUCUAAUGUAGUUAAUAGCUAAAGAAGUUAUCGAUAGUGUUACUGCAUAUAAAGUAAAAUAUAAUUCCAAGGUUCCUACCCGAAAUAAUAAGUCGUAUUGUAGCUUGAAUUUUAUUAAUAUUAACAAUAGUUACCUGCACUUUCAUUUCAUUUUUAUACGUACCUAUCUAACAAAUUGCAGGGAAAGGGAAGAGAAACUGUUCGAAAAUUUAAAAUUUGUUAUUAACCAAAGAGUUAAGUAUCUAUUGUUUAAAAUUUUCCUAUAUAAAAUCAUUUGCUACACAAACGCCACCAAUAGUGAUGCAAAAGUUUCUUAAUUGUUUAUACAAAGUGAGAGCUCAUUUGUGAAUGUUUGUAGAACCAAAGGUUGAGUGCACUGCAACAUUAUUAUGUUGCAUAAUAUUCGACAUGUGUGAAGCGCCCUUUACUUGAUAAGUACUUAAUACAAGUAUUAAUGUUGGUACAAUCAAGUAAGGGAUGCUUUACACACUAUCGGUCGUUAAAUAUAUGUAACCGCAUAUGAUUUGGACUGCCUACAUGAACAAGUACGUAUUGAGUUAAAUACAAAGCUAGAUUGUGAUAGUGGUGUAUCGAAUUUCCUUGGUCAAAGUGUGAAGCAUUCUUUAAUAUUUUCGUAAAGCUAUAUACUCAAACAGACAAACCGAGGAAUUGGUUUUGUGGGGCUUUUAUUGUAUCUACGAAUUUUGUUUAUGAAAAAUAAAUAUUUACUUACUGCAAACUCGAAGUAACAUUCCAGAGCAUCCUCUUUAGUUCACGUUAUUAAAAUCGUAUUCAAUAAGAAUUGCGGUCUUCAUCAAUAGGUACCUAAUGCAUUCCUCAUCUCAUACUUAAGUUAUGUAUGGAGUUUGUAAAAAAAAAUAUUAAUUCCUAUAAAUUCCAAAUAAGUGAUAAAAUAUAACUUACAUGUAAGUAUGUAUUUGUGUGUAUAAUAUUUUAAAUUAUAAGCCUAUUUAUAUUCCGUUAAAAUAAGUUGUAUUGUAAUGAAUUGUAUGUAUUGUAUAGUGGUUGAUUAAAUUAUUUUUGUAGGGUAAGCACUGUAUAUAGAGGGUCACUUAGAUGUCUGUAUCUAUAAGGGUUUUGAAAAGUAUUGUCCUAGUUAAAUAACUUAUGUCGCGUUGCUGCUCUGGUUCCGAAAUAAUAAAUGCCACGCGAUCUGUUAUGGACUUAGUUAUAUUUAAAGUGAAGGUACAUUACUGUUCGAAUAAUAAUUAUAACUAAUAACGCUUUAUUACCGUGUAAAAUUACAUAGCCGGUAUUAUGCUAUCUACAAAAAUUAUUCUUGUGAGACAAAAUUUCUCAUUCAUCUUACAGAUGACUAAAUUCACUCAUCACCUUGCAUUGAAUUAAAAUAUUAUAUUAUUGAUAUUUUGAAUAAAUAACUAUUUAUUUCUGUACUAGUAAUUGUAAUAAUAAAAUAAGUAAAAAAUAAUAUUUUUGAAAUAAAAAAUACAUUGAUAAUACUUUUCGAUUUUAUUGAACAGUAAACUCAGUUGAAAUAUUUUUAGUAGAUAGCUAAAUUAAAAUAGAAAUUGGUAAACAUUGCAAUUUUUUAAUUCCCUAUGUCUGUAACUAAGAGUAUGAUUGCUUACCUUUAAAAUAUAUUAUAUUUUUCACUUAAAAUCACUAAAAUGAUUUUUAUUUUAAGGAAUGCUUUAUAAUUAUGUUUAUUAAUUCUAAAUGUGACUUGUUUUUGUUUAAAAAUGAAAACACGUGAGCAGCACGCGCUUGUAGAGACACAUAUCAGGGCUCAGCCCUUGUGUUAAUAAACUGAAACCAAUCCAA